GCCUGCGCAUAAUGUACGCGUAGUUUCCGCUGGCCUUGAAAAAGCAGGCGCACGAAUCACUUUUGAUUGGAAAAAAAUAUCACAAGAUGACUGACACCUGUCAGUUUGCUGAUAACAUGUCGACUAGCAAAGUGCUCAUCGUGGGGGCAGGGCUUACUGGUUCCCUUACUGCAGCACUCUUAAGAAGACAAUGCCAGAGUAUUGAUCUGACAGUUUGGGAGAAGUCUAGAGGUGCUGGUGGCCGCAUGACUACAGCUCGGAGCCCUGAUGGGUGCAGUGGACGGGCCGACACUGGUGCUCAGUACAUCUCAGCUAAGCCACAGUACUUCACUGAUCAUAAUAGUUUCUACAAGGAAUUGCUGGCCACUUCAACUUUAGUACCAUUUACUGGUGUUAUUGAUGGUGAAGUCAAACAAGAUGGAGUAAAGCAUUUUGUUGCCCCGAAUGGAACCAGUGCAAUUGCUAAAUAUUUCCUACAACAGUCUGGGGCUAAAGUUUGCUACCAAACCCAUUGUACAGAUAUCACCGCAAAUUCCACAAAACUUAAGUGCACUGAUAUGGAAGGCAAGCAGUCAGUCUUCGAUUCCGUUAUUGUCACAAUUCCAGUGCCACAAAUACUUGGCCUAACAGGAACAAUCCACGAUCUAGCUCAAGCUAAGAGAGAACUAUUUGAUGAUGUGAAGUACUCAUCCAGAUAUGCCCUGGCCCUGUUCUAUGCACCAGGGAUUAAGGGUGUUGACUUCCCCUGGACUGCAAAGUACGUGACUGGUGAUGAGUGCAUUAGAUUUGCAUGUGUGGACUCCAAGAAAAGACAGCAGGAUUCUAGCGUCAGUGGCACGAGUAUCGUUCUACAUUCAAGCGUCCCUUUUGGCAUCAAACACCUAGAAUCCGACCGCCAGGAGGUCGAAAACAUCAUGCUGAAACACACAUUUGAACUAUUCCCCAACCUCCCCAAACCGACCGCCACCAAGUGCCAGAAGUGGCGUUACUCACAGGUAUCCCAAUCGGUGAAAGGCAUGCCGGGAAGUCAAGUGCUAAUGACGUCACCUUUGUUGGUCGUUGGCGGCGACGCUUUUACUCACUCGAACUUUGAUGGCUGUGUGGAUUCAGCGAUGUCAAUUGUGCGAAACUUCACCAAGUAACUUUAUUCACUGAAUUUGGAAAUUUACUCUGAACACUUGUGUUAUAUUGCGUUUCCGAUAACACUCGCCAUCUAAAGUUUGUGGCACAGUCCAAUAUAGCUGCAAGAAUGUAAACUCGUCGGAUUCCUCUGACAUCCUCCAUUUAAAGAGUUUAUUCUUCUGAAAACUGUCAAUGCGAACAUAAAGUUCCUUCUAGCCGAAUUGAAGUGCCCGUGUACAAUUUAUUGUGUUAAAACUUCCAUCUCUAGAAAUCUCGAGCAAUAGGCCUUAUUCCUUCAACUAGAAAGGUGCUACCCCUCUCAAUUGUCCCAAAACAGAAGCAUUUGACGUGCUUUGUGACAGCAUAUGGUUGUCGUUGGCUGACGGGUGGAGUGUGAAGUUAUAGAAGUCAUAUGGAAAAA
Molecule: messenger RNA, 1543 nt
Organism: Nematostella vectensis (starlet sea anemone)
Lineage: Eukaryota; Metazoa; Cnidaria; Anthozoa; Actiniaria; Edwardsiidae
Product: renalase
Exons: 5
Coding region: 87-1142 (351 amino acids)
Cellular component (GO): extracellular region
Molecular function (GO): oxidoreductase activity, acting on NAD(P)H
Source: RefSeq, a predicted model, not a curated record